Messenger RNA from Miscanthus lutarioriparius, 951 nucleotides. NCBI's taxonomy places the organism in Eukaryota, Viridiplantae, Streptophyta, Magnoliopsida, Poales, Poaceae. The record is from the annotation of a GenBank genome assembly.
AUGAUGCCGCGCUCUCCGUCGCCCUUCUUUGCCGACAAAAACGGGCGCGGCGCCCUCGGCCGCCGCACAGGCCCCGUUGGAGUUCGCCACAUCACCAAUGAAGGCCCCGACUGCCAUAACUCCGGUAGUCUCAUCACCAGCUUCGCCAACAACCCCGCCAGCACUAGUGUCACCAAUGCAGGCGAUCGUCCAUGCACCGACAUUGGUGGACAUGGUGCCUUUGUCGCUGCCUCUACGAGCCACAACACCGAUCCCUCGCGCAGGGCCGUGGCUGUUUGCAUGCGCUUAUUUUCCGCCGGCUCAGCAGCAGGCCUUCAAAGCUCCAUCGGUCACUUGGAGUACGCCUCAAGCACAACCCCGCUCGGCUGCACCCAUAGCGGGGGUGGCCGCUCGUGGAGGGCACCAUCGACUCCACGUGCAGGCGCUCCAUGCAUUCGAUCCGGGCGGAUUCGAUUCCACGCAGAUCAGAUGGAGCAGCCAAGUUUGGCACCUCGAGGAGGAAGGGAGACAAAUACAAUGAUGAAGAACCUGAUGCAUUUGAUUUGUUCAAGGAGUUCCACUAUAGCAACAAAAAAAUGUUAUGCCCCUGCUGUACAGGAGGCUAUUACUCAAAUGGAAAACAAGCUGUCUACAACAACAGAAGGUGAAGAACUCAAGUCUGCGGCUCAGGUUGUUGGUGAUGUGCUUGCUGAGAACACUAAGAAUAAUAAGUUCUUGCAGAAUGUGGGGUUCAAAAAUGCCCGGCCUAGAUCCAGUGAGCAGAACACUGAGGCAGAACUAGAAGCAGAGAAAAGGGCCAAUGCUGAGCUUCGUGUACAGGUGGCUGAUUUGUCAAAGAAAGUGCAAGAAUCUGAGGAGGCAAGGAUUAUGGACCGAGAGGAGAUGAAGAGGACUCAAUCUUAUAUGGAAGCAAAACUUGAUCUUUUGCUCAGUCAAGUUCGACCAAGUUAA